Scheffersomyces coipomensis is the source of this 1054-nucleotide messenger RNA. RefSeq names its product Exm2p (gene EXM2). NCBI's taxonomy places the organism in Eukaryota, Fungi, Ascomycota, Pichiomycetes, Serinales, Debaryomycetaceae. The coding region runs from base 192 to 1001 and encodes 269 amino acids. Gene Ontology annotation, molecular function: mRNA binding. Gene Ontology annotation, biological process: mRNA splice site recognition. Gene Ontology annotation, cellular component: U2-type prespliceosome; U1 snRNP. The record is from RefSeq and is a predicted model, not a curated record. The transcript has a single exon.
AUGAUGGGAUUAUUUAAGUUAAGUUCGUAUUUUUGACUGUAAAAAUUAUCAGAAAUUUUGAAAUUGAGAAAUAAAAAUUCCUGUACUUAAAAAAAUAGAGGGAGAAAAUUUACAACAUGAUGAUUAUCAGUAACAUCUAUAGUUAGUGAUAAGUAACCAAACCACCACCACAUCACAAUCUGACUCAGGAAAUGGCAGAGGAACAGAGAAGGCUCUUGGAGCAACUCAUGGGGAAAGAUGCUAUGAUCAAUCCUAUUGCUACGAGGAGAGAACCAGAUAUGUCAAGUCCAAGAGUAUGUAAAAGUUUCUUAGUUGGAACUUGCCCUCAUGAUUUAUUUGUGGGAACCAAACAAGAUAUAGGGAGAUGUAGUAGAUUACAUCUUCAGAAACAUAAGUUAGAGUUUGAAUAUCGUACUAAGAAACUUAAAGAAGAAUUCCCCAGUUUUGAACUUGAAUAUUUCAAUCAUAUUAAAGAAUAUAUCUAUAAAUUAGAUAAAGUCAUGGCUGAUGCUCAACAACGUUUAACUCAAACUACUCCUGAAGAACAAUCAAAGAUAGAAACCAUCACUAAGGAAUUGUAUAAUCUUGAUAUUAAAAUUGGGUUAAUGACUCAAGAGAUUGAUUGUUUAGUAAAAGAAGGAGAAAUUCAGAAAUCAUUAUAUGAAACCGUUAAGUUAAAUGAACUUUGUAAAGAAAGAGAUGUCUUGGCUGCUAAUGCUCGUACGUUGGCCGAAAAUGUAGGUCAAACAUCACAGCAGAAAUUACAAGUGUGUGAAGGUUGUGGAGCAUAUUUAUCUCGUCUUGAUAGUGAUAGAAGAUUAGCAGAUCAUUUUAUUGGAAAGAUUCAUAUGGGAUAUGUUCAAAUGAGACAAGCUUAUGAAGAAUUGAAACCAAAGAUAAAGAAAUUGAAUGCUUCUCGAUCAUCCAUACAACCACAACAACUGCAUACAGUACUGCUGUAUACUCCUCGUCAUACUCUGAAGCAGCAAGUCUCCUACUAAUGAUUUAAUAAUGAUAAUUUAUAUAUAUAUAUACGGGAUAUAAAUAAUGGUAA